Messenger RNA from Pteropus alecto (black flying fox), 3471 nucleotides. It is a transcript of the gene LOXL2, whose product is annotated as lysyl oxidase like 2. Gene Ontology annotation, cellular component: membrane. Bases 229 to 2571 code for a protein of 780 amino acids. Gene Ontology annotation, biological process: peptidyl-lysine oxidation. NCBI's taxonomy places the organism in Eukaryota, Metazoa, Chordata, Mammalia, Chiroptera, Pteropodidae. Gene Ontology annotation, molecular function: protein-lysine 6-oxidase activity; copper ion binding. The record is from RefSeq and is a predicted model, not a curated record. The transcript has 14 exons.
GGAAAAGGGUAAAGGAGCGACUCCAGCCCGCCGCUUCCUCAACUUGGGGCUCGCUGUCUCCGGCUCCGCUCGGGUAAGGGGCUCUGCAGCGACGUGCGCGGAGAGGGGCCACCGUGGGAAACUGGCCCCAGAAGAGCCAGGGCGGACUCCUGCUUCCAAGAGUCUCCGGCUUGUCGCUCCUCACGGCCCAGUGCCCCCUCCAUCAGGUCCUCCAGCCAGAGGACAGGCAUGGCGAGGCCGGGAGGCUCCUGCCUUUGCAGCUGUUUGGCUGUGCUCUGCCUCCUCCCCUCGCUGAGCCUGGCGCAGUACGAGAGCUGGCCCCACUACCCCGAGUACUUCCAGCAGCCGGCUCCCGAGUACCACCGGCCUCAGGUGCCCUCCGACGUCACCAAAAUCCAGCUGCGCCUGGCGGGUCAGAAGAGGAAGCACAGCGAGGGGCGGGUGGAGGUGUACUACAACGGCGAGUGGGGCACCGUGUGCGACGACGACUUCUCCAUCCACGCGGCGCACGUCGUCUGCCGGGAGCUGGGAUACGUGGAGGCCAAGUCCUGGACCGCCAGCUCCUCCUAUGGCAAGGGGGAAGGCCCCAUCUGGUUGGACAAUAUCUACUGCACUGGCAAAGAGGCGACCCUUGCAGCCUGCUCCUCCAAUGGCUGGGGUGUCACCGACUGCAAGCACACAGAAGACGUGGGUGUGGUGUGCAGUGACAAAAGGAUUCCUGGGUUCAAAUUCGACAAUUCCUUGAUCAACCACAUAGAGAACCUGAACAUCCAGGUGGAAGACAUCCGCAUCCGAGCCAUCCUCUCCGCCUACCGAAAGCGCACCCCUGUGACGGAGGGCUACGUGGAAGUGAAGGACGGCAGGGCCUGGAAGCAGAUCUGCGACAAGCACUGGACGGCCAAGAAUUCCCGUGUGGUCUGCGGCAUGUUUGGCUUCCCUGGGGUGAAGACGUACAACACCAAAGUGUACAAAAUGUUUGCUGCCCGGAAGAAGCAGCGCUACUGGAGGUUCUCCAUGGACUGCACGGGCACAGAGGCCCACGUCUCCAGCUGCAAGCUGGGCCCUCGGGUGUCCCGGGACCCCGUGAAGAACAUCACCUGUGAGAAUGGGCUGCCGGCUGUGGUGAGCUGUGUGCCUGGCCAGGUCUUCAGCCCUGAUGGACCCUCAAGAUUCCGGAAAGCUUACAAGCCAGAGCAGGACCAUGUGUUUCUUCAGCAACCCCUGGUGCGGUUGAGAGGUGGUGCCAACGUCGGGGAGGGCCGCGUGGAGGUACUCAAGAAUGGAGAAUGGGGUACCAUCUGUGACGACAAGUGGGACCUGGUGUCUGCCAGCGUGGUCUGCAGAGAGCUGGGCUUUGGGAGUGCCAAAGAAGCCAUCACUGGCUCCCAGCUGGGGCAAGGGAUAGGACCCAUCCAUCUCAAUGAAAUUGAGUGCACGGGGAAUGAAAAGUCCAUCAUAGACUGCAAAUUCAAUGCUGAGUCUCAGGGCUGCAACCAUGAGGAAGAUGCUGGUGUGAGAUGUAAUAUCCCCGCCAUGGGCUUCCAGAAGAAGCUGCGCCUGAACGGGGGCCGAAACCCCUACGAGGGCCGGGUGGAGGUGCUGGUGGAGAGGAACGGGUCCCUCAUAUGGGGGACGGUGUGUGGCGAGAACUGGGGCAUUGUGGAGGCCAUGGUGGUCUGCCGGCAGCUGGGCCUGGGGUUCGCCAGCAGCGCUUUCCAGGAGACCUGGUAUUGGCACGAAAACAUCAAUGCCAAUAAAGUGGCCAUGAGCGGAGUGAAGUGCUCUGGAACGGAGCUGUCCCUGGAACACUGUCGCCAUGACGAGGAUGUGGCUUGCCCCCAGGGCGGAAUGCAGUACGGAGCUGGAGUCGCCUGCUCAGAAACCGCCCCUGACCUGGUCCUCAAUGCGGAGAUCGUCCAGCAGAGCACCUACCUGGAGGACCGACCCAUGUUCAUGCUGCAGUGCGCCAUGGAGGAGAACUGCCUCUCGGCCUCGGCCGCCCAGACCAACCCCACCUCAGGCUACCGGCGGCUGCUUCGCUUCUCCUCCCAGAUCCACAACAAUGGCCAGUCCGACUUCCGGCCCAAGAACGGCCGCCAUGCGUGGAUCUGGCAUGACUGCCACAGGCACUACCACAGCAUGGAAGUGUUCACCCACUAUGACCUCUUGAACCUCAAUGGCACCAAGGUGGCAGAGGGCCACAAAGCCAGCUUCUGCUUGGAGGACACAGAAUGUGAAGGAGAUAGCCAGAAGAGCUACGAGUGUGCCAACUUUGGUGAGCAGGGCAUCACCAUGGGCUGCUGGGACGUGUACCGCCAUGACAUCGACUGCCAGUGGGUGGACAUCACAGAUGUGCCUCCCGGAGACUACUUGUUCCAGGUUGUCAUCAACCCCAACUAUGAGGUUGCAGAAUCUGACUACACCAACAACAUCAUGAAAUGCAGGACCCGCUACGACGGCCACCGCAUCUGGAUGUACAACUGUCACAUAGGUGGUUCCUUCAGUGAAGAGACAGAAAAGAAGUUUGAACACUUCAGUGGACUCAUAAAUAACCAGCUCUCUACGCGGUAAGGCAGCCUACAUGGUCACGUGGUCACCUCCUGCCUUUGGGCCACAGCGCAUCUUCCCCAACAACUGCAGUCCGACGGACGAUCACCACACUCCCCCUCGCCUAGCCCGGCCCCGCCCCAUCUGGAUACCCUGCGGCCACAUCUCAGCUCAAGAGGAAUGGGUGUUCCUGACAUUUGCUGGGGGCUGCUGCCUGAGCCUGGGAAGGUGUCUGGGAGUGGGCCUUGUCCGCAGGGCUGUGGGAGCAGUGCCACGGGCCAUCUUGUCCGGGACCCCAGGCACACAGGUUGUCAUCAGCUUGUCCCAUCCAAACCAGUCACACCUGCCCCACACCCCACCCCAUCCCCAGUCUGACACCACCCCCAUCAGCUCACCACAGAUAAUAUGGGGCCAUUCUCUCCUCAAAUUCCAUGUCGGCAAAGCCAGUUUAUCGCCCGAGGUGGUCAGGCUGAAUCCCAUUUCUCCUCCUCUUGGGUCAUCUGCAACCAACUUGAACGUCUAGAGCUCUCUUCCAGUUAAACGAACUGCCUGUCCUCUCCUCUCUCUGUUCACGUAUAUAAAAAAUGCUGCCACAUUUUCUGAUGAAGUGAGCUCAGAGCUGGUACUUCUCCCCUACCCUCAACUCUACAUCCUAUUUUUCAAGAUACCAUUAUUAUAUUUUCACGAACUUUGAAACACAAAUUAAUUUAGUGGCAUUUAAUAUUGGGCAUCUGGGCCUUUGGAAGGAAAAACCUGCCCACCUGUGUAAGUGACUCAUGGUUCUGUUGUUCUGAUUCUGUGGGUAACUGAUUCAACGGUGCUAUAACCAGGGUCCUGGGUGACAAGGACACUCACCAAACGCCAUGUGUCAUCACAGACACUUACACAUACUUGAAACUUGGAAUAAAAGAUUUAUGAUUUGUA